This is a messenger RNA of Camellia sinensis, 1755 nucleotides long. The record is from RefSeq and is a predicted model, not a curated record. Lineage: Eukaryota; Viridiplantae; Streptophyta; Magnoliopsida; Ericales; Theaceae.
UCUCUCAAUCACUGGAGGAAGCCUUUUUUUUGGAUGCUGUUGUUAAUAAUUCUCAAGUUGUAGAAGUGAUUCAGCCACCAUCAGGUUUACAAUGCUCGCAGUUAGUACUGGCUCCUAAAGGGUUGGGAACUGCACUUGUUACUGCUUCUGACAUUGGACUUUCACCUCCACUUGCUGCUACUUCUGUGGUUCAAGUUGCCGAGGUGGACUGGAUUAAGAUCACUUCACCGGAAGAGUUAAGCCUUAUGGAAGGAAGUUUGCAGUCUAUUGAUUUUUUGGCUGGAAUUGAUGAUGGAAGUACUUUUAGCUCUUCCCAGUACAUUUACAUGAGUAUUCGUGUCCAUAUUGAGGAUCAUGUAGUGGAGCUUGUAGACAGUGAUGAUUUCCCAAGUCUUAUUGAUGGAUAUGUGAAGGCACAAAAUUUCAUAAUUCGGGCUAGACAUAUUGGGGUUACCACUCUUUAUGUCAGUGCACGACAACAAUCUGGGCGAGAAAUAUUGAGUCAGCCCAUUAAGGUUGAAGUCUACGCACCACCUACACUGCAUCCUAGUGAUAUUUUUUUGGUACCAGGUGCUUCCUAUGUGCUUACUGUGAGAGGAGGCCUAACCAUUGGUGCCUAUGUGGAGUAUGCUAGUAUGGAAGAUGGGACUGCAACAAUUCACAGAUCUUCAGGACGACUGUCUGCAGUUUUGCCUGGAAAUACUACUGUAGUUGCGACAAUGUAUGGCAAUGGAGAUAUCAUGAUUUGUCACGCACAUGGCCAAGUCAGAGUUGGGAUCCCUUCUUCUGUGAAAUUGAAUGCACAGAGUGACCAGCUAGCCGUUGGUCGUGAGAUGCCAAUAUUUCCUUAUUUUUCCGAGGGAAAUUUGUUUUCCUUUUAUGAGCUCUGCAAGAAUUACCAGUGGACUGUAGAUGAUGAAAAGGUAUUGAUUUUCAAAGUUGCAGAGCACUUACAUGAUGACAAGUAUGGGAUCCCAACUGCUAGACUGAAGGAAAUUACAUCCACCAGCUAUUUGGAUGAGAAAGACCUUGGUUUUAUUGAAGUGUUAUAUGGAAGAUCUUCCGGCAGAACAGAAGUUGCAGUAUCAUUCGCUUGUGAUUUUAUUUCUUCUGGUUCAAUCUCACAGUCAAUGUCUUACACUGCAUCUACAUCUUUACGGGUGGUACCUGAUCUUCCUCUUGCACUUGGAGCACCAAUGACCUGGAUCCUUCCUCCUCAUUACACUUCAUCAAAUCUUUUGCCUUCAUCUUUGAGUUCAUACAGCCAAUACGAUGCUCAGAGUCACAAAGGAACAAUAUCUUAUUCUUUGUUGAGACAAUAUGGUGGAAAGAACGAAGAGGUGCAGAAAGAUGCUAUAUCAAUAGAUGGGGAUAGAAUAAGAACGAUGGAGGGUAAUAAUCUUGCAUGCAUUCAGGCAGAAGAUAGGUCAACUGGAAGACUUGAAGUUGCAUCUUGCAUUAGGGUUGCGGAGGUGUCUCAAAUAAGAAUAACCACCAAGGACGUUCACAGAAUUGAUCUUGCUGUUGGUGCUGAACUUGAUCUUCCAAUAAGCUAUUACGAUAUCCUAGGAAUCCCUUUCCAUGAGGCUCAUAAUGCUAUUCUCUUUAAUGCUGAGACUAACUAUCCUGAUAUUGUCUCCAUUAAUGUCACUAGUGAUGGCAAUGGGAAUAUCCAACUUAAGCUCUUGUGCAAGUAUCAUUCAACAGUAAUCUGCAGAAGUCGGACUACAUUAUGAUUUCAGUUGGUUCUCAUUU